AUGAUGGCGGAGGGUCAGGAUCAAAUUCACGAUGAUGCUGCAAUGAACAGUGACAUAAUCCAGGAUGAGGUCUCUACUCUGUUGCGAGUGAAGUUUGCACAGGAGGCAUGGAACCCACGCAAGGUGGACGGCUGGGUGGAUGACGUCGUUGAUGGUGUCCUAAAAAAUCUUGCGGAUCUGAAGAAACCAUUUAAGUACAUCGUUAACUGUGUAGUGAUGCAGCGAACCGGCGCUGGUAUCUCCACGGGGUUUAUUAGUCUUUGGGACAACACUCUCGACGGGGUUGUUCAUGUGCCAUACGAAAAUGAAACGUUACACUGCUUUGUCACUGUCUUCUUUUUGAAACUGGACUAA
This is a messenger RNA of Trypanosoma rangeli, 354 nucleotides long. Its product is annotated as outer arm dynein. The coding region runs from base 1 to 354 and encodes 117 amino acids. Gene Ontology annotation, cellular component: cytoplasmic dynein complex; cytoplasm. The record is from RefSeq and is a predicted model, not a curated record. The transcript has a single exon. NCBI's taxonomy places the organism in Eukaryota, Euglenozoa, Kinetoplastea, Trypanosomatida, Trypanosomatidae. Gene Ontology annotation, biological process: microtubule-based movement. Gene Ontology annotation, molecular function: dynein intermediate chain binding.